Messenger RNA from Macrosiphum euphorbiae (potato aphid), 1161 nucleotides. Lineage: Eukaryota; Metazoa; Arthropoda; Insecta; Hemiptera; Aphididae. The record is from the annotation of a GenBank genome assembly.
AUGCUUGGAAAAAAAAAGGGGGAAUGUGGGGGAACUGCAGUCAUAUCAUCAGAUCGAGAAAACAAAAGUCUUAAGAUGUCAAAUCAACAUAGUCAUCCAGUAAAACCAUACAACUUUGAUGUUCCAUUCCUUCGACAACACAUUACAGAAAAGGCUUUAAUAAAAACUGUAAAUUUAUAUGUGCCUCGUGGUAUAUACAUGGAAUCGAUUGUGAAUUUUCCAGAAGCUGCAAAUAAUUAUACCUUCGUUCAGUGUGCAGAAAGAAUGAGGCGAUUGCGACAAGGAAUGUUCCCAGCAACACCUCAAAAUAUUUUAGAGUUCCACAAUUUGCUUAGCAAUGAUGAAAACCAAAUGUUUACACUAACAUUACAAAAAUUACAAUUUUAUCAAGGCCCAUUGGUUGUGAAUGGAGUUAUUAAAGGUGUCCUGUUUUGCAACAUAGCUCAUAUACAGAAAAUCAAACAAAAUUUAAGAAAUGUCCGUGUAGCGGGUUGUGACGGGACAUUCAAAACUGUACCAACAUUUUUGGAUAAUGAUGCUUAUCAGAUAUUUUCAUUCCAUAUCCUGUUCAAAAACGUUAGCUUCCCACUAGUUCAUGCUAUCCUCACAGGCAAAACAAAGGAUAUUUACAAACAACUUCUGAGGUACGUCAGAAGUGUGUUACCAUUGAAUUAUGCCGAUUUAAUCAUAAUAACAGAUUAUGAGUAUGGGCUAAUUAAUGCUGCAAAAAUAGUAUUUCCGGAGAGCAAAACCCAAGGAUGUUAUUUUCAUUUUUGCCAGGCAGUCAUACGGUACACUAGAGUUAAAAAAUCUCAAAUUUUUCAUUUAAUAACAUCAAAUUUGAAUGCAAUUUGUAUACUAAGAAUGAUUUUAGCUUUGCCAUACUUACCGGCCACAAGAAUUGAUGCUUUACCGUCAAUGGAAGAUGGUUCCAAUGAAGUUAUAAAAUAUGUGAACCAAUUCCCUGAUUUAGCUGUGAAACUAAACAAUUUUUUAAUUGAUUAUAUUUGGAGAUAUUGGUUUCUGACGAUGAGCCCUGAAAAUGUCUCAGUAUAUAAUCAGGAAAUAAGGACAAAUAACUACAUUGAGAGUUAUCAUGCUUCAUUGUUAAGAUUAAUUAAACCACAUCCCAAAGUUUGGGAAUUCCUCAGUAUGGUUUAA